Messenger RNA from Talpa occidentalis (Iberian mole), 1983 nucleotides. RefSeq names its product ubiquitin associated and SH3 domain containing A (gene UBASH3A). Bases 1 to 1878 code for a protein of 625 amino acids. Gene Ontology annotation, molecular function: protein binding. The transcript is spliced from 14 exons. Gene Ontology annotation, biological process: negative regulation of T cell receptor signaling pathway. The record is from RefSeq and is a predicted model, not a curated record. Lineage: Eukaryota; Metazoa; Chordata; Mammalia; Eulipotyphla; Talpidae. Gene Ontology annotation, cellular component: cytoplasm.
AUGGCUGCGGGCGAGACGCAGCUCUACGCCAAGGUCACCAACAAGCUCAGGGGCCGCAGCACCCCCGCGCUCCUGGACUCCCUCCUGGGGAUGGGCUUCCCGGCACACACCGCGCUGAAGGCGCUGGCGGCCACCGGGAGGAAGACGGCGGAGGAGGCCUUGCAGUGGCUGCGCUGUCACCGUGACGACCCCUCCCUGGACGACCCCAUCCCCCAGGAGUACGCGCUCUUCCUCUGCCCCACGGGGCCGCUGCUCGAGCAGCUGCAGGAGUUCUGGAGAGAGAGCCAGCGGCAGUGCACCAGGAACAGGGCGCACGAGGUCUUCCCGCACAUAACACUCUGCGACUUCUUCACGUGCGAGGACCAGAAGGUGGAGAGCCUGUACGAGGCACUGCGGAGGGCGGGGGACCGCACGCUGCGGGUCUUCCCGGCGGUGGUGCCCCUGGCGCUGCACUCCUCCGUCAGCUACCUGGGCUUCUUCAUCAACGAUGGCCCUGCCGACAUCAUCAGGGAAUUCGCCACAACCUUCGCCUCGGAGGCUUCCGUCCUGGCAGACUGCACGGUGAAGCCUUGCUCCAAGCAGCUGCACCUGACCCUGGCCCACAAGUUCUACCCCCACCACCAGCGGACGCUGGAGCAGCUGGCCAGGGCCAUCCACCCCGGCCUCAGCUGCCAGUGGACGGCGGCGCUGUACUCCCGGGACAUGCGCUUUGUGCACUACCAGACCCUGAAGGUCCUGUUCCAGUACCAGCCCCAGAACGUGGACGAGCUGGCGCUCAGCCCCAGCGACUUCAUCUUUGUGGACCCCACGCAGCAGGAGGAGGCCAGCGAGGGCUGGGUGAUCGGGACCUCGCGGCAGACCGGCUGCCGGGGCUUCCUGCCCGAGAACUACACCGAGCGCGUCAGCGAGUGCGACACCUGGGUCAAGCACAGGACCUACACCUUCAACCUCGCCCUGGACCUGAACCCCAAAAAGGACGGGGAAGCCAGCAGCCGACGCAACGGGGAGCCCCAUCCUCCCCCGGCGCCCAGGAGCAUGCAGUCUCCACCCGCCCCCCAGGACUCGAUCGCGAGGAGGAGCGUGCUGGUGGUGCGCCACGGCGAGCGCGUGGACCAGGUCUUCGGGAAGGCCUGGCUGCAACAGAGCUCCACCGCCGACGGGAAGUACCACCGGCCGGACCUGAACUUCCCGGCCGGCCUGCCCCGGCGCGCCGGCGGCACCAAGGACUUCGAGAGCGACCCGCCGCUGUCGUCGUGCGGGGUGUUCCAGUCCAGGACGGCGGGGGAGGCGCUGCUGGACAGCGGUGUCCAGAUCGCCUCGGUCUUCUCCUCCCCGGCCCUCCGCUGCGUGCAGACAGCCACGCACAUCCUGGAAGAGCUCAGGCUGGAGAAGAAAAUGAAGAUCCGGGUGGAGCCCGGGCUCUUCGAGUGGACCAAGUGGGAGGCCGGCAGAACGGCCCCGGCCCUCAUGACCCCCGAGGAGCUGAAGGAAGCCGGCUUCAACGUCAGCACCGAGUACAGGCCCGCGCUGCCCCUCUCGUCCCUCCUGCCGGCCGAGAGCUAUGAGGAGUACGUGGACCGGUGCGCAGUGAGCAUGCGGCGCAUCGUGAGCUCCUGCCCGGCAGACGCGGGCGGCGUCAUCCUCAUCGUGGCCCACGGCUCGGCGCUGGACUCCUGCACGCGGCCCCUGCUCGGACUGCCCCCCCGGGAGUGCGGAGACUUCACCCAGCUCGUGAGGAAGAUCCCAUCGCUGGGGAUGUGCUUCUGUGAAGAAAACAAGGAGAACGGGAGGUGGGAGCUGGCGACGCCCCCCGUGAAGACGCUGACCCACGGCGCCAACUCCGCGUUUAACUGGAGGGACUGGAUCCCGGGGCCCUGAGUCCUGCCAGGGGCCGGCGGACGCUGUCGCGGAGGCUGCAAGAGGCAGCUCUGUCCACGGCGUCUGGGCUGGCCUUGCGUGACCUGGAGGAGCACAGAGCGCACU